AUGGAUGCCCAAGCUUCUCCACCAUCACCAACCUCAAUUCCUAUUGCUUCCUCACCUUCACAACAAGGUCAAUGCCCCAUAGAUAGCUUAAAGUUAAGGGACUGUGUUGGUCUUUUAGGGUUGAUUAAUUAUGGAAAUCCACCUUUUGGUGGUAAAUGUUGUGCUUUAAUAGAUGGUUUGGUUGAUUUGGAAGCAGCAACUUGUCUUUGUAUCGCACUUAAGGCAAAUGUGCUUGGAAUCAACUUGAAUAUACCUAUCAGCCUCAGCAUAAUUCUUAGUGCUUGUCAAAAAAAUGUUCCUCCUGAAUAUAAAUGUGUCUAA
Messenger RNA from Vicia villosa (hairy vetch), 321 nucleotides. RefSeq names its product cortical cell-delineating protein-like. The transcript has a single exon. The record is from RefSeq and is a predicted model, not a curated record. The coding region runs from base 1 to 321 and encodes 106 amino acids. Lineage: Eukaryota; Viridiplantae; Streptophyta; Magnoliopsida; Fabales; Fabaceae.